GCCCGUCUCGGGAGUUAAAACUCGCCGGUCUCCGUCCAGAAGUUGGGGUUUUGUUUUGCUUUUGUUGUUUCAGUUCAUUAUUUAAAUCGGACGGCACGAACUUCCGCAGAAGUUUCCGACCCGUGCUCGGCGGUCCCCGAUGGCUCCGCAGACGGACCAGCUCCUCGUCGUCGUGUCUGUCCUUCAGGGUCGGCAUUUCCCAAAGAGCCAGCGCCUCAGCCUGGUGGUGCAGGCCAAGUUUGAUGGGGAGCAGCUCGCUACGGACCCCGUGGAGCACAGCGACCAGCCUCAGUUCAGCACUGAGCUGGCCUGGGAGCUGGACCGCAGGACUCUGCACCAACACAGAUUGCAGAGGACUCCCAUCAAGCUGCAGUGUUUUGCAAUCGACUCCACCAACCGCGCUAAAGAGUGCGUUGGCUACAUCAUCCUGGACCUCCGGUUGGCACAAGAGGUCAAACAGGAACCGAAGUGGUAUCCCCUACUGAGCAGCAAGUACACCAAACAGCGGCCCGCCAUCCUCCUCGCCGUGGCCCUGGAGAACGACAGCAAGUCCUCGGUGCCCUCUCCUGAUAGGUUCAAAGCCAAGAAGGCCCCACCCCGUCAAGGUUCCCCGGCACUGACGGAUCUGCUCCCGGAGAAGCUGGAGGCUGUGCUGAUCCAGAAUCAAGGUUACCAUCAGAUAGGACCUCCAGACCACUGUACCCAGAUGUUUGUCCUGUCUGUUACUGUGGCCUUCGCCACCAAACUGGAGCAGCUCAUCCCCAGCACUAUAAAGCUGUCUGCAGAGGGGUCAGAGUUCUUCUUCUACUACUCCCUGCUGGGGAAUGACAUCACCAGUGAGCCCUUCCACAGCCUGCUGAGCCCCUCCUUUGAGCCGGAGCGCGCCUCUGUACGCAUCCGCAGCAGCAAGCAGGUCCUCUGCACCUUCCUGGCCCAGCAGCCCAGCUUACAAGUCCACCUGUGUUGCGGGAACCGUUCUCUAGGUGGUGCUGAGGUUCCUCUCUCUCCUCUGUCUGUGAGUUCAGUGGAUCUGGAGAAGCAUGCAGCCACAGUCGAAGGAGUGUUUGCUCUCAAACCUCCUAAAGAAGACCAGCAGAACGUCUCAGCCCUGCCCAGAGAGCUGCAGCCCACCGUGGGAGUUGCUGUUACCCUGAGAAAGGAGGAGUUGGUAGGGAAGCCAGAAGGAGGAGAUGGUCCUCUGACAUCAUCCCAGUCUCCCUGCGCUCCCCCUGCAGAGGAGAGACCCCACACCUCUUCUGCAGUCAUACAGCCCCCCGCCCGGACCCUUGCCUCCUCUCCUCCUCCGCCUCCUCUUGUGCCUCUUCACCGUCCUGCCUCUUCUACAGAGAGCAAGGCAGAGAGCCUUCAUGAGGAGCAGUACCACGGACCAGACCAGGCUGGCCUUGAAAGUCCGGAGGUGGAUGUUCCAGUGGAGAGCUUGGUUCAGGGGGAUGCGGGGGCAGAGGGAUGUCUGUCGUCUGUCAGCGUGUCUGCUCCUAAAGUGGUCAUCCCCUCCUCGGCCCAUCACUUCUGCUUCUCCAUGGACCUCCGCAGCCUGGGCGGCCUCACAUUGAGCCACCUUGUAGCUGUUACACUCAGGUACUCGUAUCAGUUCUUUGGCAGUGCCGCUCCCAUCAUGACCAAUCCUCCAGUGGAGCUCCAGAGGAACAUGGAAGUGUUCAUGCCACAGUCCUACUGCGCCUUCGACUUCGCUGCCCUGCCACAACAACUACAGGACACAUUCCUGAGAGUACCUCUGGUGGUGGAGGUGUGGCAUAGAGACACUAACAGCAAAGACCAGCUGAUAGGAACAGCCUCCGUCCAGCUGUCUCACCUCCUUUCUGCUGAAAAGACCAGGUUCCUGUCUGCUUCAGGGGACCAGAGCUGGAGACAGACUUACCAGGAGACCAUACCUGUCAUCAAACCACACAGUUCCGGUGAGAAGGUAGCAGAGUUGUGUUACGUCACAACCUUAGAGGACCUGGGAUUGGUUAAAACCAAAGAGGUCAUUGUCUCCGACUCUUCACAGAGCAGUCAUCCAGUUCCUCAGCAGAAAGCCUCGCGCCCCCCUGCCCCCGGACCCCCCGGACCCCCCGUGCCUAACCUGCCCCCAGCCAGAGACACCCUGGAGUACCGCAUGGCCUUGGAGCUGGAGCUAUGGAAGGAGGAGCAGGAAGACCUGUUUGAUGACCAGCUGAGAAGAAAGGAGCAGAGCCACAUGCAGGCCCUGGCAGAGGAGUGGAAGAAGAGAGACAGAGAGAGAGAAGCGUUGGUAAAGAAGAAGGAGGUAGAGUAUAAUCUAUUAGAGGAACAGCUCCAGAAGACCCUGUCUGACCUGGAAAAGAGAGAGAGACAGCUUGCCCAGGCUGAGAUAGAGACUCAGAAGCUGCAGAGGGAAUUGAGAGCAGAACACGAGCUCAGCCAGAGAGAACUGAAAGAGAGUAUCCGCAGACUGCAGCAGGACUGUGACCACCGGGUGGCGCUGGAGAGAGACAAAGUCCGUCUGAUGGAGGAGGAGAGAGCAAGAUUACUGCAGCAGAUUGCGGAUGGUGAGUCCCGGUAUAAACAGCUGGAGAAAGAGUUUUCGCUCUACAGGGAACAGCAGAACGUCAGACCUGAGAUCAGAUUACAGUCCGAGAUUAACCUUCUCAGUCUGGAGAAGGUGGAGUUGGAGAGGAAGCUGGAGUCCACCACCAAGUCUAAGCUGCACUACAAACAGCAAUGGGGACGUGCCUUAAAGGAGCUGGCCAGGUUCAAACAGAGGGAGCAGGAGAACGCGAUGACUCGUCUGAAGAAGCAGCAGGCGGAGCUUGAGGCCAUGAGGCUGCGUUACCUAGCAACUGAGGAGAAGGAGGCGGUCCGAACAGAUAGACAGGAACUGGACAGCAUCAAAAAUGAGCUCAACAGGUUGAAACAGCAGGAAGGUCUACUAGGACCCGCCCCCGCCCCCGCCCUUGGCCCCACCUCUUCUCUAAACGAGAGCGCUGACGAGCACCUGAGUCGUCUGUUGGAGGAGAGGGACACGUUACUGAGGACGGGAGUUUACACACACGAGGACCGCAUCAUCGCUGAGCUCAACAGGCAGAUCCAGCAGGCCAUGGCGGGUAGAGGAACACACACGGGGACGUAAAGCGCCAUUUCACGGAGGUCCGAUGGAUCUCGUUUGUGUGGCGUUUGGCGGCAGGGACGGUGAGAAGAUGCAGAAAUUUGCCAAACGUGGCUUAAAACUCACAUUACCUCGUGACUCGUCUUCAGGGCACCUCAUAACGUGGACGGAACAUUAAAACCAGUACUGAGUGCGUUGAGACACAAGGAAGCCACAACCAGCAGCAGCUCCUGAAUGUUGUUUGAAUGAAGCUGUCAGUUCAGUGAGUCAGAAGGAAAAUCAGGAAACUGAAUACUUCGUACAUGGAUCAUAGUGGCAAGGGAAUUUUGGGAUUUUUUUUUUUUUUUCCUGGACAAACUAGAUUUGGUGAGAGGAGCUGGACUUGAAACUGACGGCUGGUACAGGACAUCACUGACCAGCCGGCAGUCUUGCCGCCACUUUGUGUGUUGUGAUUUUCCGAGCCGGUCGGGUUUUGUUGGCUGGUGGACUUUUAUUUAUCUCCCUCCGUUUCCGCCGUACAUACCAGACAUGUACAGCAGCAGCCAGUCGUUUCAGCGUUACCGGCAGAUACGAGUCUGUCGUAAUGAGUCUGUGGUCCUGCGGCUGUGUGUGUCUGUGGCACAACGUUACCACUAACUGUGUGUGGCGGGGGGAGGGGGCAGCAUUACUGUGUGUUUCUUUGUGUGUUUUUCCUAGUUUUUUGCCCCUUUUCUACUACAUGGUACCGGCUCGACCCGACUGGACUCGCAGUGUCGAAUUCCAUCACCAUAGCAGUACCCCUCAGUGUAGCUGGUCUGCACGGAUGUUGGUACCCGCUCCAGUUUUUUCGGAACCUCGACUAAGGUGGUACCAGAAAAGUGGUGACCGUUACCAAAAUGCCGGAACUUUCCAGUAAUGGAAAAUGAAAAAGUCGAGUUGAGCCGGUACCAUGUACUGGAAAGGGGGCAUUCAUGUAUUCUCAUCUUUUCUUCGUCUCCUGCACAUUCCUGAAGCAACGGCGUGGAAGAAAGACACGUCCGUUAUUUUCUAAAUAGAAGCACAACUCAGGACACCGGCGUGUUAUUUCACUUCCUAGUGCCGCCUGUGUGAGACCGCAUGUGGGUUCCUGUUUCAGCGCGCACCGUUUUGAGCUGAUGAACUGUGAAGUGGUUGGAGGACUUGUUCCGACAGGAGGUGGCGCCGUAGCAUCAGGAAAUAGAUUCAGCUCGCCUCCUCACCGCUUGUCUUGUAUUUAUUGUUUUUAGCCUUCAGAUGUUUGGUUGUUAAAGGAGGGUGGAGGGAUUUUGGUUUGUAUUGAAUAAAUUAUUUUGG
Messenger RNA from Lampris incognitus (smalleye Pacific opah), 4417 nucleotides. It is a transcript of the gene cep120, whose product is annotated as centrosomal protein 120. The coding region runs from base 140 to 3130 and encodes 996 amino acids. The record is from RefSeq and is a predicted model, not a curated record. Gene Ontology annotation, cellular component: centrosome; centriole. The transcript has 20 exons. Gene Ontology annotation, biological process: positive regulation of centriole elongation; interkinetic nuclear migration; centrosome cycle. Lineage: Eukaryota; Metazoa; Chordata; Actinopteri; Lampriformes; Lampridae.